UGAAUGUGUUGCAAAUAAUUUGAGUGUGGACCCGAUUCCUCCUGAGCUGGCUUGCUUAAACAGCUUAGAGCAACACUUAAUUGCACUAAAUAUCCCCUUCAUGAAAAUGCUAGCAUUGCCCAAAGGGGGGCAAAAUGGUGUCCAUGGGCCUGUGACUUGUGUUCCGGCCAAUGUAGUUGAAACGACAAAUUUGUUGCCACGGUCCAAUAUGGAAGGCUCUAUGCUCCGUGUCAAGCUCAAAAGAAAGUUAACUUACAAAGGACACUAUGAGUACCAUUUUGUAGACAGCAUGCACAUUCGAGAAGCCUUAAGGUAUUUAAAAGAGUCAAAUGUGCAUUAUGAAGAUAUAGAGUACAACGAGGAGUGGGUCAAUGACUUUUGUAGGGAACCUGAUGCCUCUCAGGUGGAGGACAGUGUUCCUGCUGUAGAUGUCACACCGCCUCUAGAUGCAGAAGAUGAACAGCUCCAUGAUAGACAGCAACACUGCAUGUUUCAGGACACUUGUUUAAUGCCAGUUGACAUCGGUCAGGAAGUGUUGGAUCAGUACUAUGACAAUAUAUUGAAUGUGGCUCCGGCAGAAGGCAAUAAUCCUGUAAGGUUGCUUUCUGACCAUUCAAAUGAAGCUAGAUGUUUCCCAGUGUUAUUUCCACGCGGCCGUUUCACAUUUCAUGAUACACGGCAAUAUAGACUGACUGCAUCUAGAUAUUUUAAUAAUCGUGUCAUGCAUGCUGAUAAGCGGUUUGGGCAGAAUGUGGAAUACAUAUUCUAUGCUCAGUAUUUGUGUGAACUUCUGCAGGUGGUGUCGAGCAUUUCCAUUGCUUUACGCAAAGGAAUUGCUGGUUUGGUGGCAAAAAUGGCCAAGGAUUUGUUGACCAACGAUGAGUCGUUAAAGACAUUGUUGGAAUGUGACCAGGGCUAUCGUUUUCUGAAGCCCAUCAGAGGCACUCCAGCCUUUUGGCAGAGUACGCAGCGCGAUAUUUUGGCUUGUGUGCGUCAGCUUGGUGUUCCCACGUGGUUUUGCUCUUUUUCGUCUGCUGAUUUACGGUGGCAAAACAUGUUAGACUGUGUUUUGAUACAAGAGGGAAGAACGCAAACAGCUGCAGAGUUGGAGUGGGCUGAUAGGUGCGACUUGUUGCGACGCAAUCCUGUGACUGCUGCACGUAUGUUUGAUUUCCGGUGGCAUGUUUUUCUGAGAGAGGUGAUAAUGUCUAAGAGCCAACCGAUUGGCAAAGUUGUGGACUAUUUUUACAGGGUCGAGUUUCAACAGCGUGGUUCUCCACAUGUCCACUGUUUGUUCUGGGUAGACAAAGCCCCGAAGAUUGAUGUAAACACUGAUGAGGAAGUUACUGACUUUAUUGAUAGAUACGUCACCUGUGAAUUGCAGACACAGGAUGAAGUAUUGUCAGACACGGUGUCGUCUGUGCAGCAGCAUUCAUAGCGACAUUCCAAAACAUGUAAAAAGAAAAAUACCACGUGUCGUUUUGGUUUUCCUAAACCUGUGUCUGGCCGAACAUUCAUUAGCCGUCAGUUUGAGGGACAAGGAGACAAAACGUGCAGUUGCCAGAGUAGCCAAACUGGCAUUAAAACAUGCACAUGUCCGAAAGUCUCCAAAAGUUCUGUAGACAUGAAAGCAGAAGAGGCAUCAGAAAUCAUAAAAUCCAUAAAAACAGCCCUGGCUGACGAGAACCACACUUAUCAAAGUGUGGAACAUUUGUUCCAUAGUCUGGGUAUAACCCAAGAAAUUUUUGAGACUGCACACCGCCGCUUGGGUCGGCGUACAGAGGUCAUAAUAAGGCGCCAAAUAAAUGAAAUUUGGAUCAAUCCGUACAGCAAACCUCUGCUGAAAUGCUGGAAUGCAAACAUGGACAUCCAGUAUGUAGUUGAUGCAUAUGCCUGCGUAGUGUACAUCAUUUCGUACGUUUCCAAAGCUGAAAGGGAGAUUGGAUUGCUGCUGAGUAAUGCCCAGAAAGAAGCAUCCAAACAGGCAAACGUCAGUGCCAAAGUUUGCCGUUUAAUGACAUGUGCUUGGCACAAUUUGCUUCGGAAUACCGCAUCAUCAGCAAAAACGAAAGGUCGGCAUCCAAAAUAGAACUUAAAAACAACUACGGACAUGUGACAAA
Messenger RNA from Doryrhamphus excisus (bluestripe pipefish), 2120 nucleotides. The record is from RefSeq and is a predicted model, not a curated record. Lineage: Eukaryota; Metazoa; Chordata; Actinopteri; Syngnathiformes; Syngnathidae.